Messenger RNA from Mytilus californianus (California mussel), 4402 nucleotides. RefSeq names its product ubiquitin-like-conjugating enzyme ATG3. Gene Ontology annotation, biological process: autophagosome assembly; nucleophagy; autophagy of mitochondrion. The coding region runs from base 83 to 1024 and encodes 313 amino acids. The transcript has 10 exons. The record is from RefSeq and is a predicted model, not a curated record. Gene Ontology annotation, molecular function: Atg8-family ligase activity. Gene Ontology annotation, cellular component: cytoplasmic ubiquitin ligase complex; cytosol. NCBI's taxonomy places the organism in Eukaryota, Metazoa, Mollusca, Bivalvia, Mytilida, Mytilidae.
ACAACAUAAUUUCCGGUUUCCGGUCAAAUUUUGUUUUCUUCUUUCGAAAUCGCAAUUUCGUGCGAUUUGUUGUGUUUUGAAGAUGCAGAACAUGAUAAAUGCAGUGAAAGGGUCCGCCCUUGGUGUAGCAGAGUAUUUCACACCGGUGCUGAAGGAUUCCAAAUUUAAAGAGACAGGAGUACUUACACCAGAAGAGUUUGUUGCCGCUGGAGAUCACAUGGUACAUCAUUGCCCUACAUGGCAGUGGGCAAAAGGAGAUGAAACUAAAAUAAAACCAUAUUUACCUCCAGAUAAACAAUUCCUUAUUACUAGAAAUGUUCCAUGCUACAAAAGAGUAAAACAAGUGGAUACCCAUCAAGAAGAACAAGAAAAAGUGAUAGAAGUAGAUGAGGAUGGAGGAUGGGUAGAUACACAUCAUUUUGCAGACCCAAAUGCAAGCUCCUUACAAGAUCAAGUUGCUGAAAUGACACUAGAUUCAAAGGACAGUAAAAAGGUCAGUAAUCCAGACGAUGAUGAUGAUGAUGGAGACGAGGAUGACGGAGACGCUAUGGACAUGGAAGAUUUUGAAAAAAGUGGGAUGUUAGAGGAGGAGGAUAAUGCCACAUUACAACCAGAAAAGUGUUCCCGACAAGACUCAGAACCUGGGGGAGAGAGUGGUAUAUUACAGACCAGAACCUAUGACCUCAAUAUAACAUAUGACAAAUAUUACCAAACGCCUAGGUUAUGGCUUUAUGGGUAUGAUGAAAAUAGAAAACCAUUAACUGUAGAACAAAUGUAUGAAGAUUUUAGUCAAGAUCAUGCAAAGAAAACAGUUACUAUGGAGACACAUCCGAAUUUACCAGGACCACCAAUGGCAUCAGUUCAUCCAUGCAGACAUGCUGAUGUUAUGAAGAAGAUAAUACAGAUGGUAGCAGAUGGAGGUGGGGAGUUAGGAGUACAUGUAUAUUUGAUGAUAUUUUUGAAGUUUGUACAAGCUGUGAUUCCAACGAUAGAAUAUGACUACACAAGACAUUUUACUAUGUGAUAAUUGAAUGUGCAAUUUAAUUUAUUGACCAAAGUGCUAUUAAUUGUUAUUGAUCAUCAUUCCUAUGAUAUGCCACAUAUCUAUGCUAUAUCAACAUGCUAUGUUAUGUCCUCCAAAUUUCAGUUCAAGGUUCUUGUUUUGUAUUCUUUUUCUUAAUUCUAAAGGGAAAAAAAAUAUGAAGAGAUCCUACUUUAUAACAAAAAGUUAGUAUUUAGGUAUAGAUUUAUCUAUAUCAUUUCAGAUAUUCAUAUUUAGACAAUAUUGGCUUUAGCACUUGUUGUUUGAAAUAAGACAUGAUGUUUUGGGUAUUAGGCAAAAAAUUAGGAGCAUUCAUGUCAGGGUUAUUAAAAAAAAAAAUGUAUGGGAUGGGGGUUGGAAAUCAGUUUUUUUAUACCCAACUACCCAUAAUUUUUAUUUCAUUUGUUCUCCCAUACAAUUUUUCUGGAAUAGCUCUUAUAAAAAUCACAAUCAUACUUUGCUCAAUAGGUGGACAUUAAGUAAUACUAAGAAGUAAGCUUGAUUACUUUACAUAUGUAGGUUUCGGUUAGGGAAGUUACUUUAUGAAUUCUCUUAUCAAUAUUAUUUUAUUUAUAUUUGGGAUGAGGUGCUUUGCUUUUAUUGGAUAGAGGGGAACUUUUUAUAUAAAGGUAACAAAUUGUCAGGGUGAUAUUUUAUAUGACUGUUCUGAAGGAGGAAGUACUGGUAUACUGUAUGAUCCCUGUCUGUCCAUCAGUGCAUAUGUCAGUCCAUCUCUUCAAUAAAAGUUCAAUUCAAAUAUUCAUAGGAACAACAAAUUAGAGCUUCUUGAAUUUUGGUUUCAAGCUUUAUGUUAGCAUGCACAUUCAGAUUCAUCCCUCCUCAAUUUCCUGUUUACUGGAUGCCUAUAUUUACUAAUACAUAAUGGCCAUGUACUAAAUUUCUAGGGAACUACUAAAAGAUGCCUUAAACUUUGUUUUCAAGCUUCAUGUGAAGAUGCAACACUGUGUGGUGCAUUUUUAUCUUCAUUGCUCUUCUUCAGCUUCAUGUUAACCAAAUACAUGACAGCUGAAGCAUUAUUAGUGAAAAAUAGCUCACAGUUUUACUUUUUACUCAUUAUUCUAUCUCUAUAUCGAAUGAAUGUUUUUGUUCUUUACAGGUCUCAUUCAAAGUUCAGAUCACUGUGUUCAAGUUUGUCUUUAUAUAAAUUUAUAGAUAUAGAUAUAGAUUGCUGUAUGUCUUUUUAUGGUGUUGUUGGGUUGAUGUCUCAUCUCCUUUUCUUUUCUUUGAACCAUUUAGUAGCUGCAGAAUCGUAGCUUUUAUGGUCCUUGGAUAUUUGAAAAAAAAUAUAUACAUGUUUCUGCCUACAGGUUAAUGAAAAUCUAUUCAAAAAAUUAUAUUCAAAAAGUGAAUCUAUAUACCAAAUUUACUAUUUUUUUGUUCUCAUUAUUGUGACUUUAUUUUUCCUGAGGCCUCUUUAACAGUGCCUUUUGUUCCUGUGACUUUUUUCUGUGACUUUUUUUAACCACAUUCAUUCAAUAACACUUGCUGCAAAACCUCCCUUUGGCAAGCAAUUCUAAUGAUAACAAAACCAAUUAAUGAUAUAGACAACAAAUUUAUAUCCAAGGACUUCUCUUUUGUACCAUACCAUCUUGUCUCCUACUAUAUUCGUUCUGUCUUCUGUUCCAGUAAUUAACUUUUAUCCUGCAAUACCAUUUACUGUGAGUGUUUUAAAGGAGGUUGCUAAAUGAAUGCUUUUGUAAUAUAUUUGAAUGGUGCCAAAUCCAAUGUUCUCAAUUUUAAUCCUCUUUAGUAGAUACAAUAAAAAAGUAAUAAGUUAAAUAAGCAAAAUGUAAAUUCCUACACAGUUUCCAGCUUCUACGUUGUGCCACCCCUAUUACAUUUUACAUGCCCAUCUUUCGGACCACUUAAUGUUAUGGUUGCUAGUUGAUGUUUGUCUUUCAAUUACUGACUCCCAUGCAUAUUAUUAGAAUUUUUAAUGUAGCCAAACAGAUGAUGGUAAAAUAUAGGUUAUUGUAUUGUAGUAAAUAAAUUGCAUGAUUUGUUGAAAAGUCCUUCAUACAUAUUAAAAUAGUAAUAGUCGUUAAGGUAUGGAUAUUUUAAGGUAAAGACCAAACACCAUACAUAUUUUGUUUUUAUUGCUACACUCUUUAAUUACAAAAUACUCUGAAAACUAUGUUUAUGGGAAAAGCAUGAAAUGUAGCACCCAUUGAUGUAUUUAUGUUCAAAAUUAAAUUAUCAACAAAAGUAAACUAUUGACAAAAGCAAAUGAUACCUAUUUUAAUGUUUCCAGUUUUUGUAACAACUGUGCAGAUGAUAAACAGCAAUAAAAGGAGUGUUCUGUUAUAUAUGAAGACCUGUAUGGGGGAUUUUCUUUUCUGUUUUCUCUCAUGAGAUGUUAUUAUUCUCAGUUAAAAUGUCAAUGCAAAGUUUUCAACGCCUAUGUGGUCUCAUGGAAGGGUGCUCAACUCAAGUGCGGUAGGUUGUGGGUUAUAUCCCUGUGGGGUAAGCUAAAGAAAUCAAAACUAGUAUUUGCUGCUUCUCUGUCAAAUGACUUAUAAGAGCAAAGACUGGUAGGCUCUCAGAGUCAGAAUAUUGUGUCAGGGUAGGGUGACAUAUAUCUUCUUGCAGACCUGGUGAAGUAGUUUAAAAUCCUGAUCAGGGUGUCGAUCUAAUACAAAUCAGGGUUCUUAUUCAUAUCACAAUAACAUGGAUUUAAUUUGUCCUGGACGUUAAACAGCCACCAACCCAUCCAUUGCAGAGUUUUGAGCACAAUCUAACACAAUAAUGUCGUACGAUACCACUGAUAGAAUGACGAGGUUUUCAGAUAAUUUUCAUAUGCUGUCUUUAACAUAUAUAAUUUGGUAUAAAACAUGUAUAAUGAAAGUUGAUGCAUGCUGGGUAUUAAAUCUUUGAUUAAAUGUAACAUUGUGUUUCCCAUCUUAGUCAUACCAUUUAGGAACAUGUUUAAUUCAUGUGAUUGAUCAUCGUACUAAUUCUGUCUCAUUUUGUAAGUUUCUUACUAUUAUAUGAAUGCUUGCAUUGGUAAAGCUGUUGAAAUGUAUUGAUAAUAAAUUACCAUAGUGUGUUAUAAAUACAAUUUGUUGUAAUCAUUGUAUGUAAUCACUGUAUCAAUUGGAACUGCUACAGGUAUACUGUUGUGUCUCAUAAAAUUCUAACUUGCUAUAUGGAAAUCGUAUAAAGAAAAAAAUAAGUAUGAUGAAGAUCGAGUAUGUAUGGUCAUAUUAUUGAGAACUUAAUGCAUAUAUAUGUUAUAAUUGGUUUUAAUAUUCACUAUAUGUAGUAACAUUUUUAUUUAUUUAUGACUGAUAAUAGAGACAUUCUAACCUGUUUUGAUGUUAAAUAAAUCAUUGUCCUAUA